Histoplasma capsulatum G186AR is the source of this 1605-nucleotide messenger RNA. RefSeq names its product proline oxidase PrnD. Gene Ontology annotation, molecular function: proline dehydrogenase activity; FAD binding. The coding region runs from base 1 to 1605 and encodes 534 amino acids. Lineage: Eukaryota; Fungi; Ascomycota; Eurotiomycetes; Onygenales; Ajellomycetaceae. The record is from RefSeq and is a predicted model, not a curated record. Gene Ontology annotation, cellular component: mitochondrion. The transcript has a single exon.
AUGCGUAAACAGCUCGCCUUUAAGACCACCACUCCAUGUUUCGUUCAUGCUAUGCACCAGACUUCUGUUAAACCCCCUACCAUAUGGAGCCAACAUGGGGUUAGAUGCUCUCACCAUGGCGCUGCCCAACAGCCCGAACGCCCAGCUCCUGCAACUGGAGGGCCGUCGGCAGCUCCUAGGUCAACGAGACCCUUUGCCACACUGAAUUCCUCGAUACCGUUUACAAACCCGACGACAGCUCCUCCAUUGUCUAUUUUGCCCUUGUCCACGAUACUGCGAUCUCUCUUCGUUACCACUAUCUCCUCCUCACCUCUUCUCUUCACGCCAUCUUUGGCUUUCCUGUCAGUCGUGGCAAACCCUGAGUCCACAUUUCUAAAUCCUGAUCGUAACCCUAUAAUAAAGCUGAUCAUGGGACAGACGUUGUACGCACAAUUCUGUGCAGGAGAGACACCAGCAGAGGCCAAAGUGAAUAUCCAAAAGUUGAAGCAGAUCGGAUAUUCUGGUGUCAUAUUGGGGUAUGCGCGGGAAGUCGUUAUGGAUGAGAACGAGACCCGUGCUCUUGCUCAAUUAACCGAUACAGAAGAAACAGCGGAAAGCAAGGCUCAAGCCAUUGCUGAUAUAACAGCUUGGAAGAAAGGAACCCUUGCCACAGUCGAUCUAGCAGAUGAUGGAGAUUUCGUUGCAUUGAAAUUCACAGGAGCCGGGAAAGGGUCGGUCCACCAGCUGUUGCGCAGAUCCGCACCAUCACCAGCCCUUAGAAAAGCGAUCAUCGAAAUUUGCGAGAGGGCUAAAGCUCGCAAUGUCAGGUUAUUGUUUGAUGCUGAACAGCAAGCAGUCCAACCAGCCAUUGACGAUUGGACUCUUGAAUUCCAGCGAAUAUAUAAUAAGGGACUGGACCAGCGAGCUGUGAUAUACGGGACAUAUCAGGCAUAUCUCCGUUCUACCCCGGCAACUCUCUCACAGCAUCUCGCCAUCGCGGAGGCGGAGGGAUUCGCACUGGGCGUCAAGCUCGUCCGGGGUGCAUAUCUAGGCAGCGAGCCGCGCCAUCUAAUCUGGGACACAAAGCAAGAAACCGACAAUACAUACGACGGCAUUGCCGAAUCGUUGAUUAAGCAACAAUACGGAGACGUUCUUAAACCCCAUAAUUAUCUGCCAUCAUCUGGGGGCACAAGGAUAACCAGCGCCCAGAGGAAAGAGCAGCAGUACCCUCAAUUCCCCAAAGUCGAUCUCCUCCUAGCCUCGCACAACCGCGUCUCUGUUGAACGAGCCAAGAAGCUUCGAGACGAACAGAAGCGCACCAGUGGGGCAAAUCAGAUCGAAAUGGCCUAUGGCCAGCUGUUCGGCAUGGCAGAUGACAUCAGCUGCCAGCUGGUGCAGGCGGGGAAGUGCGCUCGCGAACAGCAGGCGGAAGGGGUAAUGGUGGAUGUGGAGGCGCCAAAGAUAUGCAAGUACCUCGUGUGGGGCACAGUGGGCGAGUGUGCGCUGUAUUUGCUUCGGAGGGCGCAGGAGAAUCGAGAUGCAGCGUCCAGGACGGAGGACACUAGGAAGGCCAUGGCGAAGGAGCUGCGAAGGCGAUUGGUGGGUGGUUCUGAGGGGAAAAGUUAG